AUGGCCGGAGUCAAGGCGCCGAUGAGUCAAAUGAGAAAAUUUGAGAGUAAAGAAGCUUUGUUCCGUGCUCGGAAACGUAUCCUUAAAUACCUAGUGCUCGGCUACCUGAAGCAGGAAGGAUACUUCGCCACUGCGGAGACAUUCGCUUUCGAAGCAGCGCUGACUGGCGAGUACGAAGUGUGCGAUAACAUCGACCUGGAUAUAAUAUUGCAGGACUACUGCAGCUACUACCUAAUGCGGUUCAAUAAGCAACCCCAGUUCUGUAGGAAGAUGGAAGAAAGACAGCCAAUACGGAGGCCGGCAACCAGAGGACGAACUAAGACUGAGCAUGUUCCAGAAUGCGUCUGCGAGAAGCAGGAGAUUGAUUUACCUUCAACUUUCACCAUCACCAAAUUGCAGAAGGAAGAGGAAAUAAAUAUCAAAAAUCUAUCGACAGUAGAAAGAAAGCCUUUAGCCGGUUUCUUAGCAAAUAUAACCCCAGACAAGAAGCAGUUGGUGGAACUGCUAUACCAGGAUAUACUCAGACCUUCGGCAGUAUCAUGGGAUGAAGUUAAAGGAUUAUCUUCAGCGAAGAGUUUGUUGAUGGAGUCCGUGGUGUAUCCUGUACGGUAUCCAGAAGUAUUCACGGGACUUCUCGAACCUUGGAGAGGUGUGCUACUCCACGGGCCUCCAGGGACAGGAAAAACGAUGCUCGCAAAAGCAGUUGCUAGUGAAAGUCUGUGCACAUUCUUCAAUAUAUCUUGCAGUACCAUCGUCAAUAAAUGGAGAGGAGAAUCUGAGAAGAUCAUUAAGGUACUCUUCGAGAUGGCAUCAUAUUAUUCUCCAUCAAUAAUCUUCAUUGACGAAGUAGAGACCUUGGCUUCAGACAGAUCCGCUCCAGGGGAACAUGAGGCCUCUAGACGACUGAAGGCACAACUCCUUACUGAACUUGACGGCAUCGAGUCAAGAGAUGGAAUAAUAUUCUUACUGGCUAAUUCUAAUAUGCCCUGGGAAAUAGACCCAGCCAUGCUUCGACGACUAGAAAAGCGUAUUUUCAUUCCCCUUCCGGACUAUGAGACACGUGCAGAACUCUUUGAGACAUACCUCAACACAAAAAACAUAGAACUUUACCCUAAAGUGGACUUUAAGGAGUUCGCGUCGAAGACUGAGGGGUAUUCUGGUAGCGACAUCAAGUUGGUGUGUAAGGAGGCUCUUAUGUCUACUGUGAGGAAGAUGUUACCGAAUAUGGUAGGGAAAGGUAACGUACAAAACCGUAAGGACAAACUAGAUUUGUCGGAUAUAUUAACAGCAAUAGAGAAGACGAAGCCAGUUUCCAAAAACUUGGCCAGCAAACACAAGGAAUGGCAGAAUGAGAUGGGUUGUUCGUAG
Messenger RNA from Arctia plantaginis, 1368 nucleotides. NCBI's taxonomy places the organism in Eukaryota, Metazoa, Arthropoda, Insecta, Lepidoptera, Erebidae. The record is from the annotation of a GenBank genome assembly.